Anolis sagrei ordinatus is the source of this 2063-nucleotide messenger RNA. RefSeq names its product ADP ribosylation factor like GTPase 16 (gene ARL16). The record is from RefSeq and is a predicted model, not a curated record. Gene Ontology annotation, molecular function: GTPase activity; GTP binding. NCBI's taxonomy places the organism in Eukaryota, Metazoa, Chordata, Lepidosauria, Squamata, Anolidae.
GAGGAGGCUUUAGGGCCCGGAGGGCCAGCCUUUGGGCCUCCCUGCCCUUUGGGGCCUUUCUACAUUGCCAUAUAAUCCAGAUGAUCGAAGUAGAUGAUCCACAUUUAUCUGAUUUGGACCGAUUCUAGAGUCCACACUAUCAUAUAAUCUAAGCAUUUGGAUAACGUAAUUUUAAUAAUGUUUAAGGUUUGAUAUAUUUUUAAUUAUUGUUAGGGCCUUUUACUCUCGCACUUAAGACCUGGCUUUUUACUAGAGCAUUCGAUCUCUGUUAAUUUUUAAAUUCUGUAUGUGUGUAUUUUAUCUUUUACAAUUUAGCUUUAAAUCGCCUGGAGCAUUCUCAGAUGGAGGGCGAUUAAUAAGUAAUUAAAUAUGAUGAUGGUGAUGUUUUAAUAUAUAUGUUUAUUUUAUUAUGCAUGUAUGUUUACAUGGCAUCGAAUCAUUGCCUAUAUAUGUAAGCCACCUUGAGUCCCCUGCAGGGUUGAAAAAGGCGAGGUAUAAAUAGAGUAAAUAAAUAAAUAAACAAAUAAGCAGAUCAUCUGGAUUGUAUAUGGCAAUGUAGAAGCGACCUUGGACUGUGCUGGGGUUUCUUCCCAAUCCCCCUCCCUGUGGGUGCCAUGCCAACAUUCAUGGGUGCUCAAGUCCCAUUAUGUACACUGGUGAGGUGGUGUCCUUUAUAUAAAAGGGUAAAAUGUAAAAGAGGCUUGCCUUUUGAAGUUUGGAAAAAGUACCUGUAAGAUGUGGAGAGUUUAAUCAGUGGAUACAGAGGGCCGGCUGUAUAAUUUCACCUGCCCUGUCUCACAAUACUUGUGGUUCAUGCUUGCCGCUUGGCUGAGGGACACAAGGAUUGCCACACCAGAUGGAAAUUAAUAUGUCAUUCAGUUGCACAGUCAAAAGGCAACAGUAACUUCAGAGUGUUUCAUGGCAGAAAAAUAAACAAUUUCCCCAGGGAAUCUGAAUAACCCAGGGCCCUUCCAUACAGCAAUACAAUCCAGAAUACAAGGCAGAAAAUCCCAAAACGUCUGCUUUGAACUAGGUUAUCUGAGUCCAAACUGCCAUAUAUUCCAGUUCAAAGCAGAAAACAUGGGAUUUUAUUCAGUUGUGUGGAAAGGGCCCCAGACUCUCUCCCAGCCUUUUCCAGGGUUCCCCUGGGGGUGAGGAAGGGACUUUGUCAGGAUGUGACCCCCUAGGUCCUCCAGGUUUUGAACUUCAGUACCUAUCCUUUAUUUUACAUAAUGCAGGAUAGUGCUUUUGAGAAGUGUAGGGCUAGAAAUGGCAGUCUGCCAUGGCCCACUCCCAUUCUGCCACUGGGGCCCAGUGCAUGUUCAUUCUAUGGUCGGGAGUCCCUCUCUUUCGCACCAUUGCCACCUUCCUUAACCAUCUCCCUUGCACAGCUUUCCUCUAAGGAUGGUGCCAAGGAGCUUGGGGAGCCACCAGCCACACUGCCCACGGUCGGCACAAAUCUUACAGACCUCUCACUGGGAAAGAAGAUUACAGUGCGGGAAUUGGGGGGAUGCAUGGGUCCCAUCUGGUCAAGUUACUACAGUGACUGCUGCUCUGUCCUGUACAUGAUUGACGCUGCCAGGCCUACCCAGAUUUCUUCAUCCUGUGUACAACUUUUGUCACUCCUUUCUGCUGAAAAGCUAGCAUCAGUUCCUGUUCUUAUCAUUUUCAACAAGAUCGACCUACCCUGUUACAUGUCCCUUGUGGAAAUGAAGUCAUUAUUCCGAAUCCAAGAUAUCAUUACCUUCGCUAAACAGCCCAUUGCUGUUUUGGAGACGAGUGCCCGGGAUGGCACAGGCUUAUCCAAUGUGUUGCAGUGGUUUAAUUCCACUCUGUGCAAUUAAAGCUAAGCAUUACAGGAGCUGGGGCUAGUUCUCAACUCAAGGACCUCAAUGAAACAAUAAGCAGAAGAAAGAUUGCUGCUCAACAUGGAUGCAUCUGGAGAAGUGAAUUAGAAAGUACAAGCAAACUAAAUUGACUGUCCCCUGCAGGCAGUGGGCAAAAGAUUACUUCUAUAGACUCGGAUACAGUUUGAAAUUGAGAAUAAAUAUUUUUCUGUUGAA